This is a messenger RNA of Rotaria sp. Silwood2, 237 nucleotides long. Lineage: Eukaryota; Metazoa; Rotifera; Eurotatoria; Philodinida; Philodinidae. The record is from the annotation of a GenBank genome assembly.
AUGGAUGAAGAUUUAGAGGAAGAUCAGAGAACACAAAUAGGUGAACAACAAUUACAAGGUGAUGGUCGAAUGCAAAUUCUCAAUGAAGAUGUUUUGGAUGGAACACAACCAGGUAUGAGAACUGACUCAUUGAAACGAAUAAUAACAGCGUAUAUGACCAAAUAUGAGCGAGCAUGUGUAAUAAGUACAAGAGCAUUACAAAUAGCUAUGAGAGAAUUGAAAGAAAGGAGAAUUUAA